AUGAUGAUUAUGAACCCUUGUUUGCUGAAGGUUUUUCAAGUAGAAUUGGGACUCUUUGGAUGGCUAUUAUCCAGAUUCCAGCUUCUGCUAUCAGUGUACUCGACAGAUAGAUUAGGAAGACGACCACUUCUUAUGGACCUCUAUCUGUUGAAGGAACUCACUCCCAUUUUGGUGCUAAUCGGAAUCUUGGGUUAUACUGUGGCUUACUCAAUAGGCAUGGCUGGAUUACCAUGGGUUAUAAUGUCAGAGAUAUUCCCUGUAAAUAUCAAGGGUACGGCUGGAAGCCUUGUGAUCACAAUGAAAUGGUCCUCUUCUUGGAUUGUUACAUUCACUUUCAAUUUUAUGAUGGAAUGGAGUACAGCAGGGACAUUUUUUGUAUUCUGUAGCAUUUGUGGUUUGACUGUUCUAUUCAUCGCAAAGCUGGUACCAGAGACCAAGGGGCAAGCUCUAGAAGAAAUACAGGCAUCGAUUACCCAAUUUUCUGCUUGA
Molecule: messenger RNA, 489 nt
Organism: Quercus robur (English oak)
Lineage: Eukaryota; Viridiplantae; Streptophyta; Magnoliopsida; Fagales; Fagaceae
Product: sugar transporter ERD6-like 5
Exons: 6
Coding region: 1-489 (162 amino acids)
Biological process (GO): transmembrane transport
Cellular component (GO): membrane
Molecular function (GO): transmembrane transporter activity
Source: RefSeq, a predicted model, not a curated record